AUGCUCACCGUCGGUCACAAAAAGAAGACCCAGCAACAUGAACACCUCUUCCCAAAAGCUUUCGACUUUAUCAAAGCUACCCAAUUAUCUGACGGCUCCUGGUCUGGAAACUCUUCGGAGUUAGAUGGCAUAAUCAAUACACUAGCAGGCCUUUUAGCACUCCAAGUCCACCAGCAUACUCUAGAUCAUGGUGAUUCUGAUCUAAAAAGCUCAUGUGCCAAAGCUGAAGCAUCAUUGAACCACAUGCUCCAAAAUUGGGACAUCAAAGGCUCCGACAGAGUUGGAUUUGAGGUUCUAAUUCCCAAUCUUCUUCUCUCAUUAGAGAAACACGGAGUUCAAUUUGAAUUCCCAGCUCGAAAAGAACUUCUUCUGCUAUCUUCUAAAAAAAUCCAAAAGCUCAAGCCGGGUCUGGCGAGUCACAGACCAAAUACUUUAAUCCAUUCUUUGGAAGCAUUCACGGGAAAUUUUGAUUUCGACUUGGUCAAACAUCACCGGUCACCUGAAGGAUCUAUGCUGGGAUCACCAUCGUCAACGGCGGCAUACCUCAUGCAUACCAGUUCAUGGGAUUCUCAGGCGGAACAGUACUUAGUUGGUGUUGAGAAGUACUACCUGAGUGAAAAAGGUAGUGGAGGCUUUCCUUCAGCCUUCCCAACGUCUGUUUUUGAGAUUGCUUGGGUUCUUUCAAUCCUAUUCGAAGGUAAUUUCAACGAAAGAACUUUCACUACCCAUGAUUUGAGAUAUUUGAAAAGUGCAUUGCAAGCGACACUGCAAAACGGAAGUGGUCUUACGGGAUUCGCUUCUAACUUUCUUCCCGAUGCCGAUGACACCGCCAAAGCGAACACUGUCCUAAGUCUACUGGGAGAAAGUCCUUCGUUGGAGGCGAUGAUUAAUGAGUUCGAAAAACCUUCUUCCUUUGCCACCUACCAUGGAGAACGUAAUCCAAGUGUCAGUACCAAUUGCAACGUACUUGCCUGCCUCCUGAGGAGCGGCGACAUUGCCAAACAUGUACUUUCAAUUGAAAAAUGUACCCAAUUCAUAACAAGUAUGUGGAUAUCUGGUCAAAUACGGGAUAAAUGGAACACUUCGGAGCAUUAUCCCAUGAUGUUGGCCGCUCAAUCAUUGUCACUUCUUCUGACCAAACUCAAGCACGUGGAAUCGACAGAGGUUAAAGGAAUUUUCUCGACAUCAUUGAAAAGAAGGAUUUUGGUCGUCCUGCAACAAAUAUACCAGGGAACUAUUGAUUCACAGCAACCCAACGGCUCAUGGGAUGAUAAGCGAGAAGUCACAGCUUAUGCUAUUCUGACAUUGGCACCUUUGUUGAAUCUCAUCAAGCCAGACGAAUCACCAAACCUAGACUUGGCCGUGUUCCAAAGUGGAAAACAAUUUCUUCUCUCCUGUAAAGACAAAUGGAGCCAGGGGGAAUAUCUUUGGAUCGAAAAAACUUCAUACUCCCUGAGCAACGUCGCGCAGGCUUACUGUCUGGCCGCUUGCAAUAUCAAAGCUACCGAAUACUCAGAAACAAUCACGACAGUCAGACUACCAAAGUCCAUGACAAAACUAAAAUGCUUCUUCGAAAAACUUCCAAUGUUCUCAGGUCAACAUGACGAAAUGAUGAGAGGCUCACUUAUUGAGAGUUUUCGGAUAUAUCCACUUUUGGAGCGAUGUCACGACAUCGUCUUCCCUCCUUUAUCAAAGGCAUCCGACACUGAAUAUCUUCGGUAUAUUCCUAUCACUUGGAUCAGCUGCAAGAACCUCGGAUCAAGGAAUAUCGAAGAUGAUAUCUUAUUUGAUAUGAUGGUUGUAUCAAUGCUCGACUAUCAGGUGGAUGGGUAUAUGGAGUUCGUGCUACAAGAAAAGUUCCAAGACAACCUAGAUGCAUUAGGUCUUGUCAUCAGAGACCUCUUCAACGGUACUUCUCGAAAGAAGAGUCGUCCUGCAACACAAUUAUUUCAAGGGAACAAUGUGUCAUCACACCUCCAUCGGGACGAUAUAUUGGGCACUGCAUCGAACUCUCCGCCCGUGGAAGCUGACUGUAGGUCGUAUCUCAACGGCACGUUUGGAGAUGUCUCAGCAGUUCUCAACAAGCUUAUCAUUUACGUCUUGCAACAUCCAAAGGUUCUGGCAUGUCCACUUUCCCUUCAGAAUUGGCUGAAAAUAGAACUAAAAGCAUUCUUGCUUUCACACGUUCAACAGAUGAAAGAUAGUGCUAAGUUACCGAGUGAGUCCAGUUCAAUAGAUGAGUCGUGGGGUAUGAAGCAAGAUGACGCAACAUUUUUUGGAUGGACUCACUCAACAGGUGGCGAGACUACCAGCUGCCUCUUCUCCUUCGUAUUUUUUCUCUGCCUGACCUACAUUCCUGAAAGUCGGAACCUCCUUUGCGUACAAACGCGAUAUUUGCUCGAGGACGCUGCGCAUCAUCUAGCUGCGAUGUGUCGCCACCAAAAUGACUUUGGGUCUGUAUCGCGCGAUCGAAAGGAAAGAAAUUUCAACAGCAUCAAUUUUGCGGAGUUCAGAGGCUUCCGGGAGGAAAGCGAACAAGGAAACUGGCACUGUAUCGAGGAAUCUCAAAAACGAGUACUUAUGAAUAUAGCAGGAUAUGAGAGACAGUGCUUGGGGGCGACUCUGAGUGAACUGGAAGCUCGCACUGAUAAGAGUUUUAUGGACAAGUUGAGACUUUUCGUCGAUGUUACAGAACUUUAUGGUCAGAUCUACAUUGCUCGCGACAUUAGCCCGCGCAAUAAUCAGGGAUAG
This is a messenger RNA of Glarea lozoyensis ATCC 20868, 2751 nucleotides long. RefSeq names its product Terpenoid cyclase/Protein prenyltransferase. The transcript is spliced from 4 exons. Gene Ontology annotation, molecular function: magnesium ion binding; terpene synthase activity. Gene Ontology annotation, biological process: diterpenoid biosynthetic process. The coding region runs from base 1 to 2751 and encodes 916 amino acids. Lineage: Eukaryota; Fungi; Ascomycota; Leotiomycetes; Helotiales; Helotiaceae. The record is from RefSeq and is a predicted model, not a curated record.